This is a messenger RNA of Chiloscyllium plagiosum (whitespotted bambooshark), 4032 nucleotides long. RefSeq names its product formin-like protein 2. NCBI's taxonomy places the organism in Eukaryota, Metazoa, Chordata, Chondrichthyes, Orectolobiformes, Hemiscylliidae. Gene Ontology annotation, molecular function: small GTPase binding; actin filament binding. Gene Ontology annotation, biological process: cortical actin cytoskeleton organization; cell migration; regulation of cell shape. Gene Ontology annotation, cellular component: cytosol. The record is from RefSeq and is a predicted model, not a curated record.
GCGCAAACGCUGCUUGGGCUGGAGGAGCGAGCUGGCAGUGUGUCUGUGAUCAAAGCGCUUAUUGUGUGAAUGGGGCUGGGGAUUAGCUGGCUGCAGUGCUCCAGCUGAAUCAUGCAUUGCACACAUGGGGAGUGGUGCCCAGACUGUGUAAGAAACAGCUAGAGCCGACCCUGUGCCUCCGUCCGACAGGAAAGGGGUUGGAGGAGAAGAAUGAGAGAGCAGCCAGUCUGCCAGCGCUUGCAGUCGCUGCUAUGAUGGUGGAGGGAGAUCUGCAGACACAUUGUGGGGUUUGGUGUUAGCUGCUGUGAGAGGUUCCAGGCGGGGAGACAGACACACACAGAGAGAGAGAAAGAGUGCUGAAGACGGGAGGCGCUGAGGAAGAUCGCAGCAGGAUUGUGGCUUUCGUUUUGUGCUGCAUUUUAACCCAGUGUUCGCAAAGAAAGGAAGGCUGGAAAUCGGCUCGGACCGGGGGUGACGACCAUGGGAAACGCCGGGAGUAUAGAUUCCCAGCACACGGACCUGCGGGCUCACUCCCUGCCCCUGAAGCUGCCAAUGCCUGAGCCCGGUGAGCUGGAGGAGAGGUUUGUGGUGGUCCUGAACUCUAUGAAUCUUCCUCCUGAUAAAGCGAGAUUGCUGAGGCAGUACGAUAAUGAGAAGAAGUGGGAGCUCAUUUGUGAUCAGGAAAGAUUUCAAGUGAAAAAUCCUCCACAUACAUACAUUCUGAAAUUGAAAGGUUAUCUUGAUCCAGCUGUAACCAGAAAGAAGUUCAGAAGAAGAGUGCAAGAAUCAACUCAGGUACUGCGAGAACUGGAGAUUUCUCUGAGAACGAACUAUAUUGGUUGGGUGCGUGAGUUUUUGAAUGAAGAGAACCAAGGUCUGGACAUAUUGGUGGAAUACCUUUCAUUUGCACAGUACGCAGUUACAUUUGAUUUUGAAAGUGUGGAAAAUAAUGUGGAGAAUGCAGUGGACAAAUCCAAACCUUGGAGCCGGUCCAUUGAGGACUUACAUCGAGGUAGUAAUCUGCCUUCUCCAGUUGGUAACACUCUGGCCCGCUCUUCCAGGCAUUCAACAUUACGAUUCAACACUUUACCAAGCAGAAGGACGCUGAAGAAUUCUAGAUUAGUGAGCAAGAAAGAUGAUGUUCAUGUCUGCAUCAUGUGCUUGCGUGCAAUCAUGAACUAUCAGUAUGGCUUUAACAUGGUCAUGUCACAUCCACAUGCUGUUAAUGAAAUUGCUCUGAGUCUGAACAAUAAGAAUCCUAGGACAAAGGCUCUUGUCUUGGAACUUCUAGCAGCUGUUUGUCUUGUCAGAGGAGGACAUGAAAUAAUCUUAUUAGCAUUUGAUAAUUUCAAAGAGGUGUGUGGUGAAAAGCACCGUUUUGAAAAGCUAAUGGAACAUUUCCGAAACGAAGACAAUAACAUUGACUUCAUGGUGGCCUGUAUGCAGUUUAUUAACAUUGUAGUCCAUUCUGUAGAGGAUAUGAAUUUCCGAGUGCAUCUCCAAUAUGAGUUCACCAAACUAGGACUGGAUGAAUACCUGGAUAAACUGAAAAAUACGGAGAGUGACAAACUGCAGGUGCAAAUACAAGCCUACUUGGAUAACGUCUUUGAUGUGGGUGCACUACUUGAAGAUGCUGAAACCAAGAAUGCUGCCUUAGAGAGAGUAGAAGAACUGGAAGAAAACAUUUCUCAUUUGUCAGAAAAGUUGCAAGAUACUGAAAAUGAAGCAAUGGAAAAAAUUGUGGAACUGGAAAAGCAGUUAAUGCAAAGAAGUAAAGAACUGGAAGUUAUAAGAGAGGUUUACAAAGAUACCAACACCCAGGUACAUACACUUCGGAGAAUGAUCAAAGAGAAGGAGGAGACCAUACAAAGGCAUAACCACCUAGAGAAAAAGAUCCAUGAAUUGGAGAAGCAGGGGUCUAUCAAAGUCCAGAAGAAAGGAGAUGGUGACAUUGCCAUUGUACCAGUUUUGUCUUCUGCAGCACUGUCCCCAGGGGCUGAGCAAAUAUCUAGCCUUUAUACAGGACCACCACUAGAGGCAUCAGGAUCAAUGUCACCCCUUCCCCCACCACCUCCAUGCCUGCCAGGUGCAGUACAAAAUGGACCAGUUUCAGUCCAGGCAUCAUCACCACUUCCUCCUCCUCCACCACCACCACCUCCAGCAGCAGAAGCUCCACCUGCUCCUCCACCACCACCACCACCACCACCACCGGCAGCUCCUCCAUUGCCAGGGACAGCCCCAACUCUAAUUUUUAAUCCUGGUUUAGCAGAGGGACCAAUCAAGCUGUUCUCUGUGAAGAUCAAGAAACCUAUCAAAACGAAAUUCCGUAUGCCAGUCUUUAACUGGGUGGCACUGAAGCCCAAUCAGAUCAAUGGCACUGUCUUCAAUGACAUUGAUGAUGAGAGAAUUCUUGAGGAACUGAACGUGGAUGAAUUUGAAGAAAUAUUUAAAACAAAAGCCCAAGGGCCAGCCAUGGAUGUAGUCUCUAAUAGACAAAAGGUGAUUCAAAGGGGGUCGAACAAAGUAACGUUGCUGGAUCCCAACAGAGCCAAGAACCUUGCCAUCACAUUGCGAAAGGCAGGAAAAACCACCGAUGAAAUAUGCAGAGCUAUCCAGAUGUUUGACUUGAAAACAUUACCUGUAGACUUUGUUGAGUGCCUAAUGAGGUUCUUACCAACAGAAAAUGAAGUUAAGGUUCUCAGACAGUAUGAAAGAGAGAGAAAACCAUUGGAGAAUCUAACAGAUGAAGACCGGUUUAUGGUGCAGUUCAGUAAGGUUGAAAGACUGAUGCAGAGAAUGACCAUUAUGGCUUUCAUUGGAAACUUUACAGAGAGCGUUCAGAUGCUGACACCGCAACUCCACGCUAUAAUAGCUGCAUCUGUAUCAAUAAAAGCAUCUCAAAAAUUGAAGAAAAUUCUGGAGAUAAUAUUGGCUCUAGGCAACUACAUGAACAGCAGUAAGAGGGGAGCAGUAUAUGGAUUUAAACUGCAGAGUUUAGACCUGCUUUUAGACACAAAGUCAACAGAUCGCAAACAGACCUUGUUACAUUACAUUGCAAAUGUUAUCAAGGAGAAGUAUCCUGAUGUAUCCCUCUUCUACAAUGAGCUCCACUAUGUGGAGAAAGCAGCUGCAGUGUCCCUUGAGAAUGUCUUACUGGAUGUUAAAGAGCUCCAAAGAGGCAUGGACCUCACAAAGCGAGAGUAUACGAUGCAUGAGCAUAACGUUGUGCUAAAAGAAUUUCUUAAUGCCAAUGAAGGAAAACUGAAAAAAUUGCAGGAGGAUGCAAAAAUAUCACAGGAUGCCUUUGAUGAGGUGGUUAAAUACUUCGGCGAGAAUACAAAGACAACCCCUCCUUCAGUCUUCUUCCCUGUAAUUGUGAGAUUUGUGAAGUCAUACAGGCAAGCUGAUCAGGACAAUGAGCUACGGAAGAAACAGGAGCAGGCACUUUUGAAUAAAAUCCUUGAACAGGAAAGCGCGUUGGAACAACAGGAUGAUAAGUCCCCGUCGCAUAAAACCAAGAGACAACAGCAGGAGUUAAUUGCAGAGCUGAGAAGGAAACAAGUUAGAGAGCACAGACAGGUCUAUGAAGGAAAAGAUGGUGCCAUUGAGGAUAUCAUUACAGAUCUUAGGAACCAACCGUACAGGCGUGCAGAUGCAUUGAGAAGAAGUGUGAGAAGACGUUUUGAUGAACAAAACUUGCGUUCAGUGAAUAGCACUGAAUUGGCAUUGUGAUGGAGAAGGAAAGUGUUGAGAGUAUGGGUGCGUUUGAAUGAUGUCUGCAUGACGAAUGCUUUGUUUGUUACCACGUAACUACCAGACUGGCAUGCUGUUGGAAACAGGGAUGAUGACAAGAGGAGGAAUCACAGGCAAUCUGUGUGGGCUAGCAGAUGUAUUCAGCCCAAGAUAAGUGCCUAAAUGUAAAAUUUCCUCUCAAGCUACACAGCACAAUGUUGCUGCAGUGUAAUUGUUGACAUGACAUAACUGUUAAGUUUUAUUAUAUACAAUAAAUUUUAACAAAGUUGUAAGCUAAAA